This is a messenger RNA of Drosophila busckii, 2032 nucleotides long. RefSeq names its product glutathione synthetase, chloroplastic. The record is from RefSeq and is a predicted model, not a curated record. Lineage: Eukaryota; Metazoa; Arthropoda; Insecta; Diptera; Drosophilidae. Gene Ontology annotation, molecular function: glutathione binding; glutathione synthase activity; ATP binding. The transcript is spliced from 6 exons. Gene Ontology annotation, biological process: glutathione biosynthetic process. Gene Ontology annotation, cellular component: cytosol. The coding region runs from base 287 to 1945 and encodes 552 amino acids.
AGCAGUCAGCAUUGUGUCGUGGAAUUAACUAGUUUUAUUUUGUCUUUUGUUUAAUAGUCAUAACACAUUUUCACUAUAAAUAUUGCUACAAAAUUACACGUGCUUCGACAUUUGUGCGUACGCUAAGCCAGCAACAGGUACCGUGACAUUAUUCUUUUGCGCCAGCAGCAGCAGAAGCAGCAGCUGAUUAAAGAAAAAGAGACGCAGACAAAAACAACAACAACCAAAUAGGCGAAGCUAGUUAAAUCAAAGCCAGUGCAACACGAACAUUCCAGGCAGCAGCAACAUGUCCUCUGAAGCAAAAACACCAAUUCUGCGUAGUUGCAUCAAAUUGCCUUUGGCCAACGAUGAAUUGCUGGAGGUUAUAGCCAAGGCUAAGGAUUAUGCUAUAAUGCAUGGAGCUGCUAUGCGCUCAAAGAUCAGCUACAGCGCGGAUUCACUAAAUUUUGCACCAUUUGUCUUGGUACCGUCAUCAUUUCCACGCAAAGAAUUCGAAAAAGCUGUAGCCUUGCAACCAAUCAUAAACCGUUUGAUGCACAAUGUGGCGCAUGAUGAGGAGUUUAUUACCACAACUCUGGCGGAAACAAUUAAAGUGGAUGAAUUUACUGCAAAUUUGUUUAAUAUUUAUCGCAAAGUGUUAGCCAAUGGCUUUACGCAGCGCAUUUCGUUGGGCAUGCUGCGCAGCGAUUUAAUGCUGGAAUCGGACUGCCCGGAAUUAUCACCUGUACUUGAACGUCCAGCAGCUGCAACUGUUGCUGCCAACGAUGCUGCGAUGAGCGAUGAUGUUGGCGCUGUGGAGCAGCAGCUGGAUGCUAAACUCAACUUGGCCAAUGUAAGAAAGUGCAACAAAGAGCUCAACGGCAGUGUGGGCGCCUCGACGGCCUCAUCGGCAUAUUGCUGUUGGAAGCAAGUCGAGAUCAAUACGAUUGCAUCGGGUUUUGGCCAUUUGGGACCAGCAAGCAAAACCAUUCAAAGCUUUGUGUUGACAGAGCUAGGACAUGCUGAAAAGAUCAAGCGCAUGCCCAAGAAUAAUGCGCUGGCUGGAUUAUGCGACGGCAUGGUCAAGGCCUGGGACAUCUAUGCGAAGCCGCAGGCGGUAAUACUCUUCAUCAUCGAGGAUGUCUCCUACAAUAUUUGCGAUCAGCGUUUCCACGAGUUCUAUAUACGCGAGAAUUAUCCACAUAUCAAGGUGCUGCGUCGCACAUUGACCGAUGUCCAUCGGGAUGGCAAGUUGGGACAGCGCAAGGAGUUGCUGCUCGGCACAACUGAGGUGGCUGUCAUUUAUUUCCGUGCUGGCUAUGAGCCGGGCCAUUAUCAUUCGCAGAAUGAAUGGGAUGCGCGCUAUCUGAUGGAAUGCUCACUGGCCAUCAAAUGCCCAUCGAUCCAUUAUCAUUUGGCGGGCACAAAGAAGGUGCAACAGGCAUUGGCACAGCCAGCGGUGCUGGAGCGUUUCAUCAACGAUCCCGAGGAGAUUAAGGCUGUUGGCAAAAUCUUUACGGGCCUCUAUUCACUGGAUGACAAUGAGGCGGGCAAUGCCAGCUAUGAGAUGGCCCUGCGUACUCCAGAGAAAUUUGUGCUCAAGCCGCAGCGUGAAGGCGGCGGCAAUAACGUAUACGGCGUAGACAUUCCAAAUGCCUUGAAGCGCAUGACUCGCGUCGAGCGCUCUGCCUGGAUCCUUAUGGAUCUCAUACACCCACCGUUGUCGCAAGGCUAUAUGGUGCGUCCUGGCGGUGAUAUGCCACCGCAGAUUGUGGACAUGGUCUCGGAGCUGGGCAUUUUUGGUGUCGUCAUCGGCGAUGCGGAUAAUAUACUGCACAAUUAUCAGGCUGGCCAUAUGCUGCGCACCAAGCUAUCCACUGCCAAUGAAGGUGGCGUUGCCGCCGGUUUGGGCGCUCUGGACAGUCCUUACCUCAUUGACAACGAGGACGAGGCCGGCUACUAUUAAAGUACUUCAUGUUUUUUGUAUAACAAUUAUUUUUGCAUUAUAUUUUUUCGUAUUGCGCGUCGAUUUGUGAUUUGGUGCAAUAAAUUU